CAUAUAUAAUAAAACACUUAAACCCCUAAAUAUUAAUUAACUAAUCCUCAAGCUACAUCUGAGAGAAGAGAGAGAGAGAGAGAGCUUGAAGACGACGAUGAUCGAGCCUUUAUAUUACCUUCUCUUAUCGUCAACGCGCUUCCUUCUUCUUCUGUCUCCUCGCUCCUCUUCUGUUCAUGGUGGUGGAUGGGAGUCGGAGUUCCACUUCCGCCGGACAAGAACCGACGGGAGAAUAAACCGCCGGAUAUUACGUCCAGUUCUUCGGGGGUUUCCGUCGUCAAUGCUCGGUUGUCUGAUUCUCCUAUUCUCUUGUUCGUUUACUUCCACAAGGCUUUCCGUGCACAGCUGGCAGAGCUCCACCGUCUCGCCGGUGAUAGGGUUAAGACCGGUUCCUAUCUAGCGGUGGAGCUCCGCCGUAAGUUUGAUUACCUGAAGCUUGUUUAUAAGUACCAUUCUGCAGCUGAAGAUGAGGUCAUCUUUUCAGCGCUAGACACACGUGUGAAAAACAUUGCUUUUAAUUACUCGCUUGAACAUGAUUCCACAGAAGAUCUUUUCACUUCAAUUUUCCACUGGCUACAUGUUCUUGAAGAAGAAAGAGGGGACACUGCAGAUGUUCUUCGUGAAGUUAUACUAUGUAUUGGCACCAUUCAGUCAUCCAUUUGUCAUCAUAUGCUUAAAGAAGAACGCCAGGUGUUUCCUUUGUUAAUUGAGAACUUCUCAAGUGAAGAACAAGCAUCAUUAGUGUGGCAAUUCAUGUGUAGUGUUCCGGUGAUGGUGCUUGAAGAAAUUUUCCCAUGGAUGACAUCUUUACUCUCUCCCAUGGAGAGAUCUGAAGUUGAGAACUGCGUUAAACAAGUUGUCCCAAAGGAACUCUCCUUGCAACUGGUCAUAAACUCUUGGCUAAUUGAUGAUGAUAGUCAAUCUUCUUCUUUUGCGGCUCUUACAAAGAUCAUGAAAGAAGUACAGUCUGAAAAUAUGAAUAACUCAUCUCAUCAGGCAGAUUCAUCAAAUGGGCUGUUUCAACGUUUUUGGCAGUGGAGUAAAACGUCAUUCUCUAGUCCAAAUACAGAACACACUCUGCUUCAUGGUAUUCAACUUCUGCAUAAUGCAAUAAAAAGAGAUUUGCUAGACAUUCAAAAAGGAUUAAGCCAAUUGAAACUUCCGAGCCUUUCAUUGGACCUCAAUGUGCUCGUGGUUCGGCUAAACUUCCUUGCUGAUGUCCUCAUCUUUUAUGGCAAUGCAUUUACGAAGUUCUUUUACCCAGUGUUUGAAGAAAUGGUGGGUCAACACUCUUCUGCUUCAAAACAAUUCACCAUAGAUGGCCAUGUGGAAAACUUCAAGAGGUGGCUACACCUUGAAACUAGAACAGGGAGUGAAGACUUUGUCAUAACUCUUCAGGAUAAACUGAAAUCCCUUAUACUGACAGUAUCAAAACAGUUUUCUCUAGAGGAAGCUGAGGUAUUCUCCAUCAUCAGCAAGAAUUGCAACAUUGAUAUGCAGAGGCAGCUUCUAUACAUGAGCCUUCAUGUCCUGCCUCUUGGAUUGCUCAAGUGUGUCAUAAUGUGGUUUUCUGCUCAGUUGUCAGAAGAUGAAUCUCAAUCAAUUAUUCACUUCCUAAGCUGGGAAGAUUCUUUUCCCAAUAAACCUUUUUCACACCUCUUGUUGCAAUGGUUUCGUUUUGGUUAUUCAGGCAAAACAUCAGUUGAAAGUUUCUGGGAUGAGCUGUCCUUUAUGUUCAAACCGAGAUGUCCCUCUGAAGAGGAACACACUGAAGAAGCUUCUGGAUCUAUAUACAAUGGAUCUGAUCCUUCUUUGCUUGGGAACAAACAUAAGUCGUCAACAUGGUUCCAGCCAAUGGAUCUACCUCCUGGUUACAUGAAUGAGACACCUUACUCGAGUGCAAUGAAUCAUCAAAUGCUUAUCCCAGGAAACCUCAAGCCUCUUCAACAGCUUCCUGGUGACAACAUUGGCGAUCCCUUAACUAUGGACUGGAAACCGAUUGAUCUGCUUUUCUUGUUCCACAAGGCAAUGCAGAAGGAUAUAGACUAUCUUGUACGCGGUUCAGCACGACUGGCAUCAGACAGUAGCUUCCUUGGAGAGUUUCGUCAACGGUUUCAUAUGAUAAAGUUCUUGUAUCAGAUACAUUCGGAUGCAGAGGAUGAGAUUGCGUUUCCAGCCCUGGAGGCAAAGGGCAAACUACAAAACAUUAGUCAGUCAUACAGUAUUGAUCACGAACUUGAACUUGGACGUCUCAAUAAAGUAUCAUUCCUUUUGAAUGAGAUGGCUGAACUCAACAUGUUGUUGUUAUCUAUCAACUCAAAUGCAGUGGAGAAGUAUGCGAAUUUAUGUUUGAGCCUCCAAGAUGUAUGUAAAUCCAUUCAUAAGCUAUUGUCUGAGCAUCUCCACCGCGAAGAAACCGAGCUAUGGUCUUUGUUUAGAAACUGCUUCACUAUUGAAGAACAAGAGAAGAUCAUAGCAUCCAUGCUUGGAAGAAUGAGUGGAGAAAUAUUGCAAGAUAUUAUUCCAUGGUUAAUGGAAUCUUUGGUCCCUGAGGAGCAACAGGCUGUGAUGUCUUUGUGGCGUCAAGCCACAAGGAAAACAAUGUUUGCUGAAUGGCUAAAGGAAUGGUACAAUAGUAAUGUUGUAGGAGAAGAAAUAGGGGAAACAAAAACAGUUCCAUCUGAGGAUUCAGAUCCACUAGAUAUUGUCUGGAAAUAUCUAUUGGAGGAAGCUGCUGAUGAGGAAAGAGGAAGCACUUGCAGAAAACCUAUGGAAGUUUUAGAGACAAGUUUAAAGGAUAGCAUGAGUAAGCCACUUGUGAAGGUUGCUCCUGAUAACAAGGAAGGAGUUGGCAACAAAGAGGAGAUUCAUAAAGAAAACUCAGAGAGUAAGAAGGUAUGUACAAGAGUUGAUGAAAAGAUGUAUAAAGAAGAAACUCAAGCCUACCAAAUGCCUAGAACAUCAAGCCAAUCUGAUCAAGCCAAUAAAUAUGAGUGCCUCUUAUCAAUGAGUCAGGAGGAUGUGGAGGCUACAGUUAGAAGAAUUUCUCGUGACUCUUCUUUGGAUCCUCAGAAGAAAUCAUAUAUCAUGCAGAACUUCUUGAUGAGCCGUUGGAUUGCCACACAACGGAUACAUAAUCUUGAACCAUCCAGUAUCUCAAACAAUAUGGAAGUAGUUCCUGGUCAACAUCCAUCUUAUAGAGAUCCUCAAAAGGGGAUCUUUGGUUGCAAACACUACAAGAGGAAUUGCAAGCUUCUCGCCCCUUGUUGCAACAAGCUUUUCACAUGUAUACGGUGCCAUGAUGAAGAGGUUGAUCACUCAGUGGAUAGGAAACAAAUCACAACAAUGAUGUGUAUGAAGUGCAUGAUUAUUCAGCCAAUAGGCGCGAGCUGCUCAAAUAUUUCAUGCAAUUCUUCAAUGGGAGAAUAUUACUGCAAAAUCUGCAAACUAUUUGACGAUGAAAGAGAAAUCUAUCAUUGUCCAUAUUGCAAUCUCUGCCGGUUAGGAAAAGGAUUGGGCAUUGAAUAUUUCCAUUGCAUGAAAUGCAAUGCUUGUAUGUCACGGACCUUAGUAGAACAUGUAUGCAGAGAAAAGUGCUUAGAAGAUAAUUGUCCGAUUUGUCAUGAGUAUAUUUUUACCUCGAAUUCUCCGGCGAAGGCUCUUCCAUGUGGUCAUGUGAUGCACUCAGCAUGCUUUCAGGAGUACACAUGUUCACAUUACACAUGCCCUAUUUGCAGCAAGUCACUAGGGGAUAUGAAGGUAUACUUUAGAAUGUUAGAUGCACUGCUUGCAGAACAAAAAAUGCCGGAUGAAUACUUAAACCAAACUCAGGUAAUACUAUGUAAUGACUGUGGGAGAAAGGGAAAUGCUCCGUACCAUUGGCUCUAUCACAAGUGCUCUUGUUGUGCCUCAUACAACACCAGACUUCUCUAACUCGUCCAAUAUCCCUUAUUUUUCCGUUGUAAAUGAGCAAGUAUUUUUUUUUUUCGAAACACAAAUGAGCAAGUCUAAACAUUUUUCUUUCGUUUUGAAAGCAUUUGAUUUUGUAUGAAAAAAAUAAUAUUCUGACAUACGGUCAAUAAAUUUAGGGGGUUGUAGUUCUCACUUAAUCUCA
Molecule: messenger RNA, 4114 nt
Organism: Brassica oleracea var. oleracea
Lineage: Eukaryota; Viridiplantae; Streptophyta; Magnoliopsida; Brassicales; Brassicaceae
Exons: 12
Coding region: 187-3933 (1248 amino acids)
Biological process (GO): protein ubiquitination; ubiquitin-dependent protein catabolic process
Cellular component (GO): nucleus
Molecular function (GO): ubiquitin protein ligase activity; zinc ion binding
Source: RefSeq, a predicted model, not a curated record